CAGUAGCCCGCCCCGCAGCAGCCCGCCCCGCAGCAGCCGGGCCCGCAGAGGAGGCUGAAAUGCCCGAGAUAAAAGUCACUCCCUUGGGGGCUGGGCAGGACGUGGGGCGCAGCUGCAUCCUGGUCUCCAUCGCUGGGAAGAACGUCAUGCUGGACUGCGGGAUGCACAUGGGCUACAACGAUGACAGGCGCUUCCCUGACUUUUCCUACAUCACCCAGAACGGGAGGCUGACUGACUUUCUGGACUGUGUGAUCAUCAGCCACUUUCAUUUGGACCAUUGUGGAGCUUUACCCUAUUUCAGUGAAAUGGUGGGUUAUGAUGGGCCCAUUUACAUGACCCAUCCUACCAAGGCCAUCUGUCCCAUCCUCCUGGAGGACUACAGGAAGAUCACUGUGGAUAAGAAAGGGGAAAUCAACUUUUUCACCUCCCAAAUGAUUAAAGACUGCAUGAAGAAAGUGGUUGCUGUGCAUCUUCACCAGACAGUUCAGGUGGAUGAGGAGCUGGAGAUCAAGGCCUACUAUGCAGGCCACGUGCUUGGAGCUGCCAUGUUCCAGAUCAAGGUUGGGUGUGAGUCCGUCGUCUACACUGGUGAUUAUAACAUGACACCAGACAGACAUUUGGGAGCUGCCUGGAUCGACAAGUGUCGCCCAGAUUUGUUGAUCACUGAGUCCACCUAUGCCACAACCAUCAGGGAUUCCAAACGCUGCAGAGAAAGAGACUUCCUGAAGAAAGUCCAUGAGACUGUAGAGAGAGGAGGGAAGGUUCUGAUCCCGGUUUUUGCCCUUGGACGUGCCCAGGAACUUUGCAUUUUACUGGAAACCUUCUGGGAAAGGAUGAAUUUGAAGGCUCCAAUUUAUUUUUCCACGGGGCUGACAGAGAAGGCCAACCACUACUACAAGCUGUUCAUCACCUGGACUAACCAGAAGAUCCGGAAGACGUUUGUGCAGAGGAACAUGUUUGAGUUCAAACACAUCAAAGCGUUUGAUCGGGCCUUUGCAGACAAUCCAGGGCCCAUGGUUGUGUUUGCAACCCCUGGCAUGCUCCAUGCAGGACAGUCCCUUCAGAUCUUCAGGAAAUGGGCAGGGAAUGAAAAGAACAUGGUCAUCAUGCCUGGCUACUGCGUGCAGGGAACCGUGGGCCACAAGAUCCUGAGCGGGCAGCGCAAGCUGGAGAUGGAAGGAAGACAAAUUCUGGAAGUGAAGAUGCAGGUGGAGUACAUGUCCUUCAGUGCCCACGCAGAUGCCAAGGGGAUCAUGCAGCUGAUCCGUCAGGCUGAGCCACGGAAUGUUCUCCUGGUCCACGGGGAAGCAAAGAAAAUGGAGUUUCUGAAGCAGAAGAUAGAACAGGAAUUCCAUGUCAGCUGCUACAUGCCUGCCAACGGGGAGACCACCACCAUCCUCACCAAUCCCAGCAUUCCUGUGGACAUCUCCCUGGGACUUCUGAAGAGGGAGACAGCAAUAGGUCUGUUGCCAGAUGUCAAGAAGCCCAAGCUCAUGCAUGGCACGUUGAUGAUGAAGGACAAUAGCUUCCGCCUGGUGUCUCCUGAGCAGGCUCUGAAGGAGCUGGGCCUGGCAGAGCAUCAGCUGCGCUUCACCUGCCGCGUCCACAUCCAGGAUCCGCGCAAGGAGCACGAGACCGUGCUCCGUGUCUACAACCACCUCAAGGGCAUCCUGAAAGAUUACUCGGUGCAGCAUCUCCCUGAUGGGUCGAUAACAGUGGAGUCCAUUCUCAUCCAGGCCACAGCACACUCAGAGGACCAAGGAACCAAAGUUCUGCUCGUAUCCUGGACCUACCAGGAUGAAGAACUGGGCAGUUACCUCACAUCCCUUCUGAAGAAAGGGCUGCCCCAGAGCACAUCAUGAGCAACAGAACAGCAGGCACUGGGGUUUUUCAGAGAGAAUUAGGUUUUAUUUUGUUUACAUUGUCAAGGUGUGUUUCUAGUUCUGUUUCAAUAAAGGAAGCAGAGUCCUUA
Messenger RNA from Apus apus (common swift), 1972 nucleotides. It is a transcript of the gene INTS11, whose product is annotated as integrator complex subunit 11. Gene Ontology annotation, biological process: snRNA processing. Bases 60 to 1862 code for a protein of 600 amino acids. The transcript has 17 exons. Lineage: Eukaryota; Metazoa; Chordata; Aves; Apodiformes; Apodidae. The record is from RefSeq and is a predicted model, not a curated record. Gene Ontology annotation, cellular component: nucleus.